AUGUGGCUAUUUUGUUAUUUAUUUAUUUAUUUAAAUCCUCAAUUCUCAAGCAAAGCAACAAGAAGAGGAAGCCACAUCGCUCUCCGCCCGACCACCGCCGCCACCGCCGCCGCCGCCACCAUGUCGUCCGCCCCUUCGCCGGCGUCCUCCGCCAGCUCUCCUCCGCUGGAAACCCCCUCCGCUCCUCCCACAAUCGCGACUCCGCCCGCAACCAGUCCCACCUCCAUUCCACCUUCCACGCCCUCGCCACUUCUCCUCCCGACUCCGCCCUCCGCUUCACCUCCUCCUCCGUAUGUAGCCUCCGAUCGGUCUCCACCCUCCUCGCAUUCUCCUCCGCCGCCUAAAGCGCCGUCGACCAGGUCUCCGACCACGCCGUCGUCGUCGUCCUCUUCCAGCUCUAGCUCCAUCUCCACGCCGGUUGUCGUCGGGGUGGCGGUGGGUGGAGUGGUGAUCCUCUUGAUGCUGAGUUUCAUCUGCGUUUUUUGUUGGAGAAAGAAGCGGCCGGUGCCGCAUUCGCCGCCACAUUACUAUCGAGCUUCACUUCCGCCUCCAAAGGCAGCGAAAGGUGAUCGAUAUGGUGAAUAUUGGCAACAAAAUGCUCCUCCAGCAAAUCAUGUUGUGAAAAUACCUCCAGGGCCACCUCCUCCUCCUCCAUUUGCUUCUCGUCCACCACUCUCUCUGAGCCAUUUGGCACCUCCAGCUCCGCCUCCACUGCCUAUGAUAAAUAGCAGUGGAGGUUCUGGUUCCAAUUAUUCCAUGUCUGAGACACCACUGCCUCCACCAUCUCCUAGUGUUGUUCUUGGAUUGUCGAAAAACACUUUUACCUAUGAAGAACUGGCCAUGGCAACAAAUGGAUUCUCUGAUGCUAAUCUCCUUGGACAAGGUGGUUUUGGUUAUGUGCAUAGAGGAGUGAUUCCAAAUGGCAAAGAAGUUGCAGUAAAGCAAUUGAAAACUGGAAGUGGACAGGGUGAGCGUGAAUUCCAAGCGGAGGUUGAGAUCAUCAGCCGUGUGCAUCACAAGCAUCUUGUAUCAUUGGUCGGAUACUGUAUUGCAGGAGGCAAGAGGCUGCUUGUUUACGAAUAUGUUCCUAACAAUACAUUAGAGUUCCAUUUGCAUGGGACUGGCCGACCAACCAUGGAAUGGCCUAUAAGAUUGAAAAUUGCUUUGGGUGCUGCAAAGGGAUUGGCUUAUCUUCACGAAGACUGCCACCCGAAGAUUAUUCACCGUGACAUCAAAGCAUCCAAUAUUCUCCUUGAUUACAAGUUUGUGCCAAAGGUUGCAGAUUUUGGGCUCGCAAAGAUUGCCUCUGACAAUAACACCCAUGUUUCCACAAGAGUUAUGGGAACCUUUGGUUAUCUGGCACCUGAAUAUGCAUCUUCAGGCAAACUCACUGAUAAAUCAGAUGUCUUCUCAUUUGGCGUCAUGCUUCUGGAGCUAAUCACUGGGCGACGCCCUGUCGAUUCAUCCCAAACUUUCAUGGAUGACAGCUUAGUUGACUGGGCAAGGCCAUUGCUCACUCAAGCUCUCGAGGAUGGCAAUUAUGGUGCCCUCAUUGAUCUGAAGUUGGGAACGAACUAUAAUCCUAACGAGAUGGCUUCCAUGAUUGCCUGUGCUGCGGCUUGUGUGCGUCACUCGGCACGGCAACGACCAAGAAUGAGCCAGAUCGCCCGAGCUUUAGAAGGAGAUGUAUCACUCCACAACUUAAACCAAGGCGUCAAACCUGACCACAGUAAGCUUUACAGCUCCUAUGGCAGUGGCUCAGAUUACAAUUCCAAACAGUACAUUGAGGACACAAAGAAGUUCAGGAAAAUGGCAAUGCCUACUCAAGAACACACCAGCAGCGAGUACAGUGCAGCGACCAGUGAGUAUGGCCAGGUCCCAUCGGCCUCCAGCAGUGAAGGCCAACAUACACGAGAAAUCGAGUUGGGGAAGAAAAUUCGAUAUGGUUAUGGUUAUGACACAAAUUUGUGAUCCGAUCCAUUCAAUGAGGAUAGGCUUUGAAGAACUCUUACAGGUUUUAACGAAUGUUUGUUGUUCUUUUGAUUCAACUGAUUCUUGUGAUGUAAAGGUUGAGAUGAAACAUAUUUCUUGUGGAAUUAGAUUGAUUUCUGAUGUAAAGAAUGUAAAGAAGAGAUUUUUAACAGAUGAUUUGUGGCAAUGAAGAAGAGUUUGGAAA
This is a messenger RNA of Zingiber officinale, 2176 nucleotides long. Its product is annotated as proline-rich receptor-like protein kinase PERK1. NCBI's taxonomy places the organism in Eukaryota, Viridiplantae, Streptophyta, Magnoliopsida, Zingiberales, Zingiberaceae. Gene Ontology annotation, biological process: protein phosphorylation. The transcript has 9 exons. The record is from RefSeq and is a predicted model, not a curated record. Gene Ontology annotation, molecular function: protein kinase activity; ATP binding. The coding region runs from base 1 to 1971 and encodes 656 amino acids.